UUCUCUACUGAUUACUGAUUUCUCAGCUCCAACUCUCUCACUUUCUCGCUUUAGUUCUUGUUGGAUCUUCGCUGCAAUUUAGAGAAACAGAGAGAAAAUCUCAAGGAAAGAUGACGGUAUUUCACUUUUUCAACUGUGCGAUUCUUACUUUCGGUCCUCACGCCGUCUACUACUCCGCAACGCCAUUAUCUGAGUAUGACACACUUGGUACUUCUGUUAAAGCCGCUCUUGUUUAUCUCGGAACAGCUUUGGUUAAGCUUGUUUGUUUGGCGACGUUUCUUAAGGUAUCAGAGAAUGACAACUUUGACCCAUAUCAGGAACUGUUGAAAGCACUGAUCGGUUUUAUAGAUGUCGCUGGGCUUUACUUUGCCUUGACCCAGUUGACUCACAGGAACAUCUCUCAGAAUCAUAAAUUUCAAGCUGUUGGGCUUGGGUGGGCUUUUGCGGAUUCUGUACUACAUAGAUUGGCACCACUUUGGGUGGGUGCUAGAGGACUGGAGUUUACUUGGGAUUACAUUUUGCAAGGCCUGGAGGCUAAUGCAAAUUUGGUGUUGAGCAUAUCCCUUGCUGCAUUAGGAUCUUUGAUGUGGCUUCGCAAGAACAAACCCAAGACUUUAAUUCCUAUAAUAUAUGCAUGUGCAGGAAUUGUAGCAACCAUGCCAUCCAUUACAAGCUAUCUGAGGCGAGGAUUGGGAUGGCAAUUCCCAAAGGUGGUAGGCUUUGAACUUUUUACCUCUUUGAUGAUGGCUUUCAUUAGUUGGCAACUUUUUGCUGCAUGUCAGAGACCAUCUACCUAAGGUAGCCCACCAUUUUCUUCUGAGGCAAUAUUCUUGCGGCAGCUUGAUUCUCUUUCAGAGGGCCUAUUCCAAUCAAUGUUUCCCUUGUGACGGCAAUGCCUUUUGCUUUAAUUUCACAUUAAUGUUCUAGUUUGUGGUGUAUCUAAUUAAUUUUGAUCUAAAUCUUCUUAAUUACCAACUCAGAUAGAAAUUUCAUUGAUGUAACCCAAUAGUUAAAUUCAUGAAAAUUUUGGACAGGCCUUGCCUUACAAGCACCUGUUGUCUCGUUGGAUCCCCGAGUUUCUUAAUUAAGCUUGAUGUUUUCGGGGCUCUUCAUGAAAAAGAGUUUACGAACAGGCAGGUUUUUGUCUUUAUCUUAUACAUAUGUAAAAAAACCGGAGUGGACUAAAGAAACCUGCCGACCUUUUUGGUU
Molecule: messenger RNA, 1209 nt
Organism: Pistacia vera
Lineage: Eukaryota; Viridiplantae; Streptophyta; Magnoliopsida; Sapindales; Anacardiaceae
Product: transmembrane protein 147-like
Exons: 7
Coding region: 111-797 (228 amino acids)
Source: RefSeq, a predicted model, not a curated record